Messenger RNA from Leucoraja erinaceus (little skate), 5353 nucleotides. Its product is annotated as transforming growth factor beta activator LRRC32-like. Gene Ontology annotation, molecular function: transmembrane signaling receptor activity; protein binding. The coding region runs from base 1 to 2208 and encodes 735 amino acids. Gene Ontology annotation, cellular component: membrane; extracellular matrix. The record is from RefSeq and is a predicted model, not a curated record. Gene Ontology annotation, biological process: immune response; toll-like receptor signaling pathway. The transcript has 3 exons. Lineage: Eukaryota; Metazoa; Chordata; Chondrichthyes; Rajiformes; Rajidae.
AUGGGUCUGUGGAGCCCGCGCCUGGGGCCACGGUCAGCGCCACGGAGGCGUCCGGAGAGGUCGGUGCGGCAGGCGAUGAUGGAGCUGACCAACCAACGAGGGCGGACAUGUGGAACGACCUGCCUUCUAACAACUGCCACCAAUGAUACCAGCACUGAGCUCAGUAUCUGCCGCACGCAGAAAGGCCAUGAUGUGUCCUGUCAAAACCGAAAUCUGACUGAGGUGCCUGAUCUUUCACUGCCGGCUAUUAGAAAGCUAGAUUUAUCGCAUAAUUCUAUCGGAGCAUUGACAGAGGAAUCACUGCUGACCCUUGGUUCACUGCGGCAUCUGGAUGUCAGCAACAACCAGCUGAAGACCAUAACAUCAGGCGCUCUGGGACAUCUGAGUAAACUAAGAGAGCUCAAUUUGUCAAACAACCUCCUGACCAGAAACUUUUCAUCAGGGAGCGGAGCGUUCAGCCUGUUAUACAAACUGAAAGUAUUACAUCUGUCGGACAAUUACUGGGACAGCGACACUGUUGCUCAGCAACUGAAGAACCUGUCUUCACUGGAGGAAUUGCAUCUGUCUGGUAACUUGCUGAUGAAGCUGACAGCCGACACGCUUUGUGGAAUGCAGUCUUUAAAACACGUCGCUCUUGAAAGAAAUUAUAUCACAGAAAUAUCAGCGGGCACCUUUGAAUGUUUGGCGCACUUGGAUGAAUUGAAUUUAGCCAUGAAUUCCCUUUCCUGCAUUUCUGAUUUCCAUCUUUCUAAACUUAAGGUAUUGAACAUAAGCAGAAAUGGUAUUGAAUUCUUCAUGACAAACGUGAGUGAUGACGAGUACCAGCUUCGGGAGCUUGAUCUGAGUCACAACAGAUUGUUUCAUUUUCCUCUCCUUCCGAAACUGCAUCACAUUGAACGUCUGAAUUUGUCUGGCAAUUUCUUGAUCAGUGUAGCAGCCGAGCCAUUGAAGAACGCCAGUGAAUGGGAAAUCAGAAACAGAUAUGACGAAAUGAAGGCGGUAAAUAAGAUACACAAUGACAAUGCCCACUCAACUUUAUCUGAAGUAAUAUUUUUGGAUUUAAGCAACAAUGCAUUGAUAGAUAUUUCACAUGACUUUCUUAAUAAAUUCAGUUCACUUCGACACCUGAAUCUCAGUGGAAACUGUUUUCAGAAUUUUAGUAUUGAAGAUGAGGAUGAAUUCAAUUUGCUGUUAUCUCUGGAUCUGAGUGACAAUGAAUUGAGCAACAUAUCUCUUGCAGUGGAUAACCUUAAAUUUCUCCAAUCAUUAAAGUUCUUGUACCUUCAAAACAAUUCCAUUCAGCUGUUACCCUCCCGACUAUUUGAACUUUUACCGAGAAUAGAAAGAGUAAAUCUUGCCAACAACAAUGUAAGACUUUGUAAUAUGGGAAAUACAACUAGAGGCAUUCGCAAGAUUGGAACCAGCUGUGUGUCAUUUUCUGGAAUCCCCACCCUUAAGCACCUCAAGCUGGAUGGAAAUAACAUUACACACCUGGGCCCACUCUCAUUCUAUCACACUCCUUUGACAUAUUUGGAUCUUUCAAGAAAUCAAUACCUCGAUGUACCUGGUCAGGCUUUGAAAGGUUUAGAACACUCCUUGAAAUUCCUUUCUUUAAGGUGGAAUUUGAUCCAAACCUCGAAGGUGACUUUGACCUGUCUGAAUCAUCUCAGAGACCUAGACCUAUCGUACAAUCAGUUGGACAUGUUACCUCUGGAUGUUGGAUGUGCUCCGCUGAAAAGCCUUGAUAUCCGAGGCAACAAUCUUCAGUUUCUGCAAGACAAGGUCAUUAAAAAUGUGUCUCAAACUCUUGAAACACUGUACCUGAGUGGAAAUGUCUUCAACUGUUGCGCACUGACCUGGCUGGAAUUAUUAAAUGGUACUCAGGUUGAAAUACCUGAUGUGGCAAAUGCUCGUUGUUUUUACCCGAGUGGGAAUAAUUCUUCAACAGUCACGUUGUUGCACGAUUACAUGGGAGAAUGUGCGAAUGAAAGCAUCACAAAACCCAAUCCACUUCUGCUUAUAAUAUCUGCACUGGCCACUCUGCUGGUCAUUGGAUCUGUGAUAAUAUUAGUGGUUAGAGAGUGUUGUAGGCUGUGUCUGCCCACAGAGGUGGAGAGUUCGGAGGCAGACACAGCUCCAGUUAAACUAAACAACGAACACCCGAAAGAAGGGAUAUCUCUGAGUGUCAUCAAAAUAGACACAAAAUGAUGUAAUGGCCUGUUGAACUCUGCCAAGAAUAAUACACAGAAUCCAACGUUAUGUUAUGAAGAUUUGGGCUUUGACUGGAGAAGUAAAUCGGAAGUUGGAUACAAUGUCAAGUGAAGAUUAGUAUGGGUCUUGCAACAGAACUGUCUUCAGUGUCAAGAACCAAGAGGCUUUGACAACACACAAGCUUUACUGCUUUGACAUUGGGUAAUAUUCUCAUGCGAUAAACAAUUCAGCUUCACUGAAAAUUAUUUACUGGAAUUUGCCCCAAAUCUGCAAUUUUAUUUCAAAGUCCUCGGUCCAUCAUUCAUGUCAACGACUAGAGGUGUUUUGAAGUGGAACCCAAUAACAGGCGUGGUUUUCCCUACACAUACAUCUGUGACAGUGUGUACAACCUUCAGGCAUAAGUUGUUGUUUAGUGUUUGUAAGGUCUGCUUUGUUACUAUAAAUAGACCUGGCCUAAACAGGAUAUCCUGGAAACCAACUUCAAGUAGGUCUCUGUAAAAUACUUAUCAAACGGCCAAUGGUGUUUACCGAAGUCUCGGACAUGGCCUUUAAUAAUGCACGCUGGCAAUGUCCCUGAGUUUGAGGCUUGGUCUGUGUUGUUACCCAGUCAAAACUGGGCUGGGAAAUGGAAAUCGUCAUAGUCUCCAUGAGAUUUAGAAGGGGAGGGUCUAAGUUGGCUCCUGUAUUAAUUCAUAUCCUAAUGUUGAAGUUGGGCCUUCUUGUACCUCAGUGUAAUCACCUACCAGGCUCACUGUCUGGGCUCCCAAAGGAAUAUAGAUGGAAUGGGCCAUUCCAACGCUAACCUGUCCCCAUUCAAUUAGCGCAUGGUUGAACGGUGGCCUUUACCACAUUGGUAUUCUUGAUGCUCUCUGCAAACAAAAGUCUGUCUCUUGGAAUUGGUGUUCAAUCCACAUAUUUUGGUGCAGGGGUUGCAUAUUUCCAUUGUCUUGGUGUUAUUAAAUGCUUCCUGAUUCUACUUCCAUACUGCUGAGGUUGUCCACCAUAUAACCAUAUAACCAUAUAACCAUAUAACCAUAUAACAAUUACAGCACGGAAACAGGCCAUCUCGGCCCUACAAGUCCGUGCUGAACAACUUUUUUCCCUUAGUCCCACCUGCCUGCACUCAUACCAUAACCCUCCAUUCCCUUCUCAUCCAUAUGCCUAUCCAAUUUAUUUUUAAAUGAUACCAACGAACCUGCCUCCACCACUUCCACUGGAAGCUCGUUCCACACCGCUACCACUCUCUGAGUAAAGAAGUUCCCCCUCAUGUUACCCCGAAACUUCUGUCCUUUAAUUCUGAAGUCAUGUCCUCUUGUCUAAGAAGUAUGUAAAUAGUUUAAUGCAGCAAAAUCAAACUUACCCCAAUGACAAGGAGAACCUGUGUGCAGGUUGGAUGGAGUAUUCAAUUUGUUAAUAUGAAGAUGUUUAAGUAGCUAUUGCUAAUCUCUGUAUUCUUGUUAACUUGGGCUGUUGAAGUUCACUGUUAAAUUCUCACCAAUGAUUUCUCAGGAUCUCCAAUUGAAAUUGCUUUGCUGCAGUGAAAACUAAAAAAAUUCAACCAUGUAUAUUUCAUCUGAAAGGGAAACACUAUCCGCGUCACUACUAAAUUGAACAUAUACUAUAUGUGAAUUUAUAUUUAUGGAAAUAAAUAUGCAGAAUAUUUUUACAGAAUAUAUUUACAGAAAUCUAUACUUUAAAAAAAAUUAAAACAUAUUUUUUCACUUAAAAUACAUCUGCUUCGCGCACACAAUACGCAGAAAUAAAUAGUUUAAGUGGGAGUGGGUUACUCUCAUUGCUUACUGAAUGCUUUAAGAAAAAAUGUUUGAGACUCAACAGACCUUUAAUGGUUUUAAAUAUUUGUAAAUUCCUGUUAAUAUAUUGUUUAUGAAAUGGUUGAAUACGUCAUGUAUCACUCAGGUGCUAUUUAAUUUAAAAACUGGAAAUUAGUUUUGAUUCAUAUUUUCAGAAAUCGUAGUUUUAUGUUCUUAUGCUUUCUUUCAUGUAUUGAAAUAUCAGAAAUUGCAAUAGUUUAGUGAAUUUGGACCUAUUCUAUGAUGUAUGAUUUGUUUAAGCCUCUAAGUAGGUUGUAUCUUAGUUUUUUUCAGGGUAGCUAAAUGUGGGCAUUUAAUGUUGAGAUGUACAACAGCAUUGCAGCACACAACCAGAUUGUUUUAAGUGUAAGAAAAUGAUUUGGUUUUGGCAUUUCCUGUUGUGUUAAAUACUGAGAAACUCUAAUAGGACAUGACCAGCAUUGUAAACAUUAAACAAUGCAAAUUCAAAAAUUGCUAAGUAUUGGUUUAUUCAGAAAAUCUGAAUGUACCACGUCAGAUUGUGACUUUCUGAUGAAACUAAUGCUUAUUGUUCGUGGAUAGGGAAACAAUCAUCACCAUGAGAUUUCCAAAAUUGAUGAAUAUUUGGCCCAACGUCAUAAAGGCAUUUUUGGCCUUUGGGCAUUGGAAUUGGUCACAUGAUUCCACAGGCCACAAUUGUUUUUGAUUGCCCACCAUGGAAGUGGGCAGCAAGUGAUCUUGGUCGAACUCUGGAGUAGCCACUGUAAAAUUUGUACACACUGAUGAAUGGCCUUCUUGCCGAGAUUCAGCUAUAAAUUAAUGAUGCUCAAAAACUGCAUGCCAGCCAUGGAACUAAGACCUAGUCCCAUACUAUCUUCGGGGAGAAAGGAGAUGAACAUAUUAAAAAUGUUGGCCUGAAAUUGAAAAAUGUACAAAUAGAUUUUCUUUAAAAUUCUCACAACAGAUUAUUUUAAGAGCCAAUUUAAAAACGAAUUCUGUGCUGCCCUCCAUGCCCAUUGUUUGGUUUAAGAUUUUGUAUACAAUAUUUAAAUUAUUUGUAUCUUAACUUAUUUAAUGGGAAAAAAUGUAUUACUGUGAUAAAUCCAAAUAAAAUCUUACUGUUGAUAUUAAAUGUAUUUCAGUUUCUGUUUCUCUCAACAUGUUGCUUGAAACAGGUUAAAAAAAAUCACAAUUGAAUCUUGCAUUCUUUAUGUGUAUACAUUGAAAUCCGUGUACAUAAAUAUGUAAAAUAUAUCAGAUAAUUUAAUAGAAAGUAGAAUUCCAUUUAACUGAAUAAUUGACUUUGGGACAAACGGGAGCUUGCUCUAUGUACAGUGAUGGAUUAACAUUGG